Molecule: messenger RNA, 1804 nt
Organism: Myxocyprinus asiaticus (Chinese sucker)
Lineage: Eukaryota; Metazoa; Chordata; Actinopteri; Cypriniformes; Catostomidae
Product: CMRF35-like molecule 1
Exons: 10
Coding region: 208-1332 (374 amino acids)
Cellular component (GO): plasma membrane
Molecular function (GO): transmembrane signaling receptor activity
Source: RefSeq, a predicted model, not a curated record
AUAAAACAAUGUUUGGAAUAUGACGACUUUAAAGAGAUGUAGAAAUAUGUUUUAAUCUACCUUCCUGCUUUUAGCAAGGUGUUGCAAGACAUCUAGAUAAUUUUGUCUGCUGUGCAUGAGUAAUAUUAUACAAGGACAAAAAGGGGAAGUGAACCAGUUACUAAAGCCACAGUUACAAACUGAAAUUCAGUAAGAGAAACUUACAAAAUGUUCACAUACGGAAAGGUGUCUAUUUUCUACACCCUGAUCUGCUUUUACCUCAUUUUAGGUGUUGAAUGUGAUAGUGGUGGAUCAAGAUAUUUAUUAUCUAUUCAGACUGGAGGAUCUGUUACUAUCCCAUGUCAUUAUGACAGGAAAUACACACAGCAGAGGAAAUACUGGUACUCAAGCAACAAUCCAUCUUCUAUAUACACAAACACCACAGAGGAGAAUCUGUCAGUAAUUGAUUAUCCUGAUCAGAGUCUCUUUACUUUGACUAUGAGAAACCUGCAGGAGAAACACAAUGCAUAUUAUUGUUGUGCUGUGGAGACUGACGAACAACCAAUAAUGUUGGUCACAAAUCUUUAUCUCUAUGUUUUACCUGUACCUGAUCUCUCUGUGGUGAACAGCAGAGUAACUGGACAGGAAGGUGGUAAUAUCAGUGUUCAGUGUCUCUACAGUUCUGGAUAUAAUAAAGAAAAGAAACAGUGGUGCAGAUAUAAAGAUCAGUGCUGUUACACAGAGAGGAGGACUGACACAUCCCAGAAUUCAUCAGUCCAGAUCAGUGAUGAUGGGAGAGAAUCCUUCACUGUGGUGAUGACUGGACUGACAAUGAGUGAUUCUGGCUGGUACUGGUGUGCUGUACAAGACCUACUAAUCCCUGUUCAACUCACUAUUACUGAACGAAAACCAGCAACUGUGACGAUUGGCACUGAGAAAGACACAAGUGAAACAGGAAAUUCUGAAACUAGAAAUGGAGUCACCACUAGUGAAGAACAGAAAAAGACUAAUGCAUUUCUGUUUGUGUGGCUUUCAAUAUCAGCAGCACUGUUGAUACUAUUUACAAGUAUUCUGGUCUGUGUUCUCACCCGGAGAUGGAGAAGGAGACACAAGGAAAAUGUAAACCAAAUUAGAGAGAGGAACAGCACUAGGACGACUGACACACAGGUCUCCUCUACCCUAAAAGAUGCAGAUAUAUACAGCACUGUAAAUGAUGACAAUCCAAAUAUUUCGUCUUCACUGGAGCCCAGCACAGAUGUAACAUACAGCACCAUUGCAUAUGCUCCUACAAAGCAGUGUAAAGCACACUGUCCAGCAGAUGGUGUAAUCUACAGCACUGUGGCACAACGCUGAUCCACAACAGUCCCUUACUGGAUACAUACUAUGAGCAGGAAAUACUUUGGUGCCCCAGGCGAGGUCCUUAUUGUCCCUCUUAAUGCCGUUUUGUUACACAAACUUGAAUUUGGUGAACCUUGCCCUAUUUCUGAGAAAAAUAUGAAGGUUAAAUGUCAUUCCCAGUUAUGUUUUAAACUUUUUCUAGAGUUAAUUUCAAUUUUAGAUGGGACAAUACAGCUGUGAUGGUGAUGCAUUAGAUUAGAGUGAUGAUAUGAUUAUUUCAUUAUUAUUAAUAAAUAUUUCAUUGGAGAAAGAGAUGUAUUACUGACCUUAAAAUUGUAUUUCCACAUGUGAAUGGAACACUUCACCAUGUAUUCUGGACAAGUUAUUUUGGGCAGUCAUCACCCAACACUUGUGUUCUUUCACAGUCAUUCAUUUUUAAUAUAUCCAAUUGUUUCAAUAUGCAAUAAAGAUUUCUAUUUCUAAUUAC